Molecule: messenger RNA, 4912 nt
Organism: Grus americana (Whooping crane)
Lineage: Eukaryota; Metazoa; Chordata; Aves; Gruiformes; Gruidae
Gene: SCAI
Product: suppressor of cancer cell invasion
Exons: 21
Coding region: 1200-2927 (575 amino acids)
Biological process (GO): DNA-templated transcription
Cellular component (GO): nucleus
Molecular function (GO): transcription corepressor activity
Source: RefSeq, a predicted model, not a curated record
GCCUUCGCCGCGGUGGCGCUGGCGGCUUUGCCCGGGAGCUGGCGGAGGCGGCGCGGAUGGUGAGAGGAGCCGCCCGGCAGCGCCUGCCCCGCACCGGCCCGGCCUCCAGAGCUCCAGGCCCGGCGGAGAAUCCCUGCCACAAGUGGAAGCCUAGCUGAGCCUGGAAAACCUUAGCCAAAAGACGGCAAACCACAGGGAAGUGGAAACGUGUGUGAUAAGGAAGACUCUGCCAAUGAUGUGAUUCAGUCUGAAUAUUUUUAUAAUGUAUUUUCUGAAUGGUGUUAUUUUAUAAUCAUCAUGAAGACAAUUUGGAUACGUAGUGAGUUCCUUCACGAGCAGUCUCUGGUAAGAAGACAGGUUGUUCCCUCUGCUUUCGGCAGUUUCCUUCCAUGAGCAGAAAAAGUGCUUUUGCCCUCUGCUUCAGUAAUAGCUCCAAACCUACAUGCUGAUUGCUGUAUCAGGAGGCUGAGCAUGCAGAAUAUUCUCCAAUGUUUUGUAUUCUGUUUGAUAAUAUCUCCCCCCCGCCUUUUUCUCUCUGUUUUUCUAACUUUCCACAAACUAGUGUUGUGUUAAAUAUCUAGGAGCUGGCUGGGCUUGGAGUAGGGUUUCAAAAUAUGCCUUAAUUGUAUUGUAAUUAUGACCUGAAAGAGGUUUUUUCUUCAUUUCUCUGCAACAAGCAUUUUUCCUGCCUUCUGAUACCUUUCAGAUCGGCAGGCAGUGAAUUUUCUGGCAUAUCUUUUACUGAUUGCGUAAGUGGCCCUCUUUGCAGUGGGGCUAGCGGACUCCCUCAACGUGAGAACUGCAGUUGGUUUUACUUGCCUGCCCCAGGGCUAACAUGGAUGCCGUUGGCCAAUGUUAGCAGUAGUUGGGGUAGCUGGAUAGUAUAACUUAAGGGUAGCAUAAAAUAAAAUCGACUUUACCAUUAAGUUAAAGGAAUGAUACACAGACUGUAUGAAACAUACUUUGCCAUUUAAGCAAGCUCCUUAAUUUUUGAAAAUGUAUCUGAAGCUACUCUAGAGUGCCUGGUCUACCGCAGUGGAGCGCUGCAGAAUCCAAGAGCCUCGCCACAGGAUUUAGGUCACCCUUGCUGCGGAGCACACAGGACCUGGGGUAUUGUCCCUCUUCCUGAAAUUCCUGAAUCACCUCCUGGCUGCGUCUGACAUCUGGUUUUUAGCUCUCACUCUUCGCUUCGAUUUCAUAUGACUGAGUUUGCCCUAAAAGAAAUCAUGUCAUCAGGAGGAGCUGAAGAUGAUAUUCCUCAAGCAGAGAGGAAAACAGUGACAGACUUUUGCUACUUAUUGGAUAAAUCUAAGCAGCUAUUCAAUGGCUUAAGGGAUUUACCUCAGUAUGGGCAAAAGCAGUGGCAAUCCUAUUUUGGGCGAACAUUUGACGUUUACACCAAACUCUGGAAGUUUCAACAGCAACAUCGACAAGUAUUGGACAAUCGGUAUGGGUUGAAGCGGUGGCAAAUUGGGGAAAUUGCUUCCAAGAUUGGGCAGCUCUAUUACCAUUAUUACUUGCGCACUUCAGAAACCAGCUAUCUCAAUGAAGCUUUCUCCUUCUAUUCAGCAAUUAGGCAGAGGUCAUACUACUCCCAAGUCAACAAAGAAGACAGGCCUGAAUUAGUGGUUAAGAAGCUGCGUUACUAUGCAAGGUUUAUAGUGGUUUGUCUCUUGCUCAACAAAAUGGAUGUUGUAAAGGACCUUGUAAAGGAGCUGUCAGAUGAAAUCGAGGACUACACUCAUCGUUUUAAUACUGAAGAUCAGGUGGAGUGGAACCUGGUUCUUCAGGAAGUGGCAGCGUUUAUUGAGGCAGACCCUGUCAUGGUUUUAAAUGACGACAACACCAUUGUAAUCACCUCUAACAGGCUUUCUGAAACAGGAGCUCCAUUGCUAGAGCAGGGAAUGAUAGUGGGACAGCUUGCUCUUGCAGAUGCACUGAUUAUUGGGAACUGCAACAACCAGGUCAAGUUCAGUGAAUUAACAAUUGAUAUGUUCCGAAUGCUACAAGCACUUGAAAGGGAACCAAUGAAUUUAGCGUCACAAAUGAACAAACCUGGAAUGCAGGAGUCCACGGAGAAACCAGCCAGGCGGGAAAACCCCCAUAAAUAUCUACUUUAUAAACCAACUUUUAGCCAGCUAUAUACAUUUUUAGCAGCAUCAUUUAAGGAGCUGCCUGCAAACAGUGUACUGCUGAUUUACUUGUCUGCCACGGGCGUGUUUCCAUCAGGUCGUUCGGAUAGUGAAGGUCCAUAUGAUUUUGGUGGUGUUCUGACAAAUAGCAACCGGGACAUUAUAAACGGGGAUGCUAUACACAAGCGAAACCAAUCUUACAAGGAGAUGCACUGUCUUCACCCUGGAGAUCUCUACCCUUUCACAAGAAAGCCUCUGUUUAUCAUUGUGGACUCUUCAAACAGUGUCGCCUAUAAGAAUUUCACAAACUUAUUUGGACAACCAUUGGUGUGCUUGCUUUCUCCAACAGCAUAUCCAAAAGCAUUACAAGAUCAGUCUCAGCGGGGUAGCCUCUUCACACUCUUUCUGAACAAUCCUUUAAUGGCAUUCCUGUUUGUCUCUGGAUUAUCAAGCAUGCGCAGAGGAUUGUGGGAGAAGUGUCAAGAUUACCUUAGAAAAAUCAACCGAGAUAUUGCCCAGCUGCUGACUCACUCCCGGUCCAUAGAUCAGUCCUUUCUUCAAUUUUUUGGGGAUGAAUUUCUUCGCUUGCUUCUAACAAGAUUUAUCUUCUGUUCGGCUACUAUGAGGAUGCACAAAAUUUUCCGGCAGGAGACUCGAAAUUAUCCAGAAUCUUAUCCUCAGCUGCCAAGAGAUGAAACGGUGGAGAACCCUCACCUCCAAAAGCACAUUUUGGAGCUGGCUUCCAUACUGGAUGUUAGGAAUGUUUUCCUGGAAAACACCCUCGAUGACUAUUAAAAGAAACUGUCUUACUGCAAAGGGAUUUCCCUGGCCACAGAUUUUGAAUGGUGCAGUUUUAUAAUGUGAAAAUCAUAAAAGGAAGUACUUGAUUUUAUUUUUAAAUUUAGGACCAUUAUUUUAAAAAGUAAUAAUAAACAGCUGUUAGUUUAGCUGUUCCAUUCUGUACGGGGUCAAUUUUAUAAGCAGAAGUUUUCAUGUCUUUUAAAUGUUAAACUAAAGAAUCACUAGAGGUUUAUUUCUGGUCUUGUGGCUAUCAACCACAUUUCCAACAGCUGAUCCUAAGCAUAGAAGUAUUAUUGGUUACCUUUAGCCCACAUUUGUGGAAAUCCUUUAUUUUUAUACAAUUUUAAGAAAUUGGAAAAAAUCAAUAGAAAAACAAUAUUUUAUCCCCAAAGAGUCUGGAUUUGAAAUGGUAAAAAUGGAACCACACAGUGCAAACCAACAAUAGCAAUAAAACAGAGUCCUUCAUAACAAAUAUAUUUUUUCAGCCUUAGGCAAGUAAGUAGACAAAACUGUGGACAAUUAAGUUGCAUUUGGAGCAGUGGGUUUGAAGUGAAGUUGUAAAGAUACUUUAUGCUCCCUAUAAAUUUGACGCAAUUUUAUAUAUAAACUGUGUACUGCUGGCCAAGGAUGCAACUUCCACUCUGCCUGAUCAGGUAGAUGGUUAGCAGAUGAACACAUUACGAAACUAAGAAAGCUAACCCCCAUCUCUCACUCUAAUAUGGGUCAUCUUGCCACUUGUGCUGCUGCCACAAUUUUCCAGGAGGAGGGCGCAUUCUUCAUUUUGAGGUACUAGAUAGAAAUUCUUACAUUUCCAGCAGGUGUUAUCCCUCCUUUCUGUGUGUGGAUGGAACGUGUGGCUCCUGCAGUGUUACCAUCCCUGAUAGGAGCUGAAAAAAUGUCCCAUAUAGUGCUAAAUACGAGCCCCUCCUGUCACUCCUGUAUCUGAGCCAUCUGUGCUGGUUCCCUAUGCCCUAGGAGAGACGCUGAUGCUCCUCUUGCAGGUUAAACAAAGUGGGUGCUGCCACAAAUCCCUGUUAAUGUUUUGCAUGCCCAUCAGUCCUGUCUCAGUCCUAUCUUUGAACCAGUAAAACUGAGGGGCUGUAAUUACGUGUGGUCACGCUAUGUGUUCCCUCAGCCCAUAACACUCAGUCUGGGUACGUUACGGAGUAGGGUGGCCUUUGUAAAGGCACUUGCUGGAGAAGGCUAUUCUGACUGCUGGGAAAAGUGCUUGCUGACUCAUUUGGACUGUACUGCCUUCCUUGCAGAGCUGGAGGACCUCUUUCACCUCCUGACAGUGAAGUUGUGAGCAAGGAGAAGGAACCAAAAAUAUUUAAAACUAUUCAAUGAAAAAGUCCAUUUUCACUGUUCUGUGUGCUGCUAGAACAGAAGGGAGAGGACAAAUCUAAUUGGUGCUUUUAUGUUGAACCCCAGCUAUGCCUCUAUUUUUCGGUGGAAAAAAUGCAGAAGUUGGUGACUACCAUCGUAUCAUGGUAGGCCUGUUUGCAAUGCCAUCAUACGAGGUAUGAGCUAGUCAGCCGGAAUAGUGAAGGGCAGCAGAUCAGCACUGAUGGACCCCAUUCAGCCAAAGAGAGCACAGUAUGGAACAGCAAGAAUUGCUGGAGUGUAGCUGGGAAGUCUGCAUGAAGGUUCUUUGGGGCUGGGCUGAAGCUUAUGCCAUCCGUUCUUUAAUUUCCCAAGUGUAAAAAAUUCUGUGAAUGCUAGUGUUUGUUCUGAGCAGUCUUGAAGCUGGUAUAUUGAGCCCCCCGCCACUUGGUGCUGCUCUUCUUUGGACUAUGGCAGGACUUUGUUACCUGGGACAUGGAGUUUAUUUUGACAAGUGUGUGUUUGUGUGUGUGCAUGUGUAUUCUAGGCGUUUGUGUGUAUAUGUACAAUACGCAUACAUCUACUGGCUGGUGUAAAUUGUAAAUAUGUAUAUAUGUAUAGGUACUUGUAUAUGUAUUAAAAAGAAUGAAACAGUA